AUGGCCGUGCCGUCCAUGUGCCUGCCCAACUUUGGUGCCAUGAUGGCUCCUGGUCCCAACGGCGAGCCUUCGCACUUUGAAAAGCGCCUGCUUUCUGCCAACCCGUUGCAGCUCAACGGCCUGCUGAAUACCAUCAAGAGUAAGGUCAACGAGCUCAACCCGAACGUCACCGUUCCUGCCGCUGGUGACCUGCUCAACACCAAGAUCACCGACAUCACCGAGGACACCAUCUACAAGGCGUUCGGCAUCGUACGUGGCCAAGGGAUCUUGCCUCCUGCCGAGGAUGCGGCUCACCCCUGGCAGGCUCCGCCCGCAGGUGCCAAGCGUGGACCUUGCCCUGGUCUCAACACGCUUGCCAACCACGGGUACCUGCCUCGCAACGGCGUCGUCAACCCGGUCGAGCUGAUCCUGGGUACGUUCGAGGGACUCAACCUGAGUCCUGAUCUUGCCGGUAUUCUGGCUGCCAUCUCGUUCGUCGGUAUGGGCGAUCUGCUGCAGUUGAAGCUGUCAAUCGGCGACCGGUACGGCCUCGGCGAUGGUCUGAACCACCACGGCAUCUUGGAAGGCGAUGCUUCCGUUACUCGCAAGGACCACUACUUCGGCAACAGCUGGGAUGCGGACCCGGCACUGGUGGCGCAGUUCAUCAACGAGACCAACACGUACGGCAACGGCGACGUCAGCGUCUGGUCGCUGGCCAACUCGCGCUACCGAGCCUGGGAUUACGGCCGCACCAACAACCCGCAGUUCGACUUCAACCCUUGGCGUAUGCUGGUGGCGUACGGCGAGAGCGGAUUCGUGCACGAAGUGCUGCGUGGCUCUUCCGUCAAGUUUGACGAGUCGAUGAUCAAAUCGUGGUUCCUGGACGAGAAGUUCCCCAAAGGUUGGUCCAAGAGACUCGUGCCCAUGUCGACGCCCGAGAUCUUGGCCUGGGCGGGCAUCAUCCUUCUGCCGAAGCCGACUCUUCCCGGCUGGAGCGUCGGAAAGGGAGCAUUCAUCCCACUUCCCACUACCGACGGUGCGUACCAGGAGCUUGCUUCGCUUCUAGACCCCAAGACCACGGGUGCCACGCUGGGACGACUGUUCUGCGACGCUGGAAACGCCGUGCUUGGAUUCUUCCCUUCGCAGAUCACCAACUUGCUCGCUGGUAUCGGUCUCAAGGGCGUUGGUGCCCCGCUGAAAUGCUAA
Molecule: messenger RNA, 1185 nt
Organism: Pseudozyma hubeiensis SY62
Lineage: Eukaryota; Fungi; Basidiomycota; Ustilaginomycetes; Ustilaginales; Ustilaginaceae
Exons: 1
Coding region: 1-1185 (394 amino acids)
Molecular function (GO): peroxidase activity
Source: RefSeq, a predicted model, not a curated record